This is a messenger RNA of Betta splendens (Siamese fighting fish), 3172 nucleotides long. RefSeq names its product methylenetetrahydrofolate dehydrogenase (NADP+ dependent) 2 like (gene mthfd2l). The transcript is spliced from 9 exons. Gene Ontology annotation, biological process: tetrahydrofolate interconversion. The record is from RefSeq and is a predicted model, not a curated record. NCBI's taxonomy places the organism in Eukaryota, Metazoa, Chordata, Actinopteri, Anabantiformes, Osphronemidae. Gene Ontology annotation, molecular function: methenyltetrahydrofolate cyclohydrolase activity; methylenetetrahydrofolate dehydrogenase (NADP+) activity; methylenetetrahydrofolate dehydrogenase (NAD+) activity. Bases 1286 to 2431 code for a protein of 381 amino acids. Gene Ontology annotation, cellular component: mitochondrion.
CGACGCCAACGUUGGCUUUACGGCUUCUCGUGAAUUUUGCUGAGGAGUAAAUUGUUUUGUCACCUGGCGAAGAGCUGAGUUUGUUUACACUGGAAACAUGAACUGUGCCUCGCUUCUAACUGUGACACCAACGUCACGUCUCUUGGCCAAGUUUUUGUUUCUGUUUUUUUGUAUUAAUUUAAGAACAAAAUGUUCACGUCUACGGAGGCUCAGGGAAAGUAAACAAAGACUCAGGGCAUGAGAAGGGAGAGGAAUUCCAGUCCCACAUGCUCCGUACCCACCCGUCACAUGAAGUCUGUUUAAACCAGGAAGCUUUGGGCCAUUAUCCUGGUUCCUCCUUCCUCCAGCUGGGACGCUUGAAUCACGUGUCUUGUGAGCAACUACUGGAUAUGCGUACAAACGUUUUAAAAGGACCCCGAACACGGUUUCGCAAACGUUCCAGACAUUUGCUGCCACCUUGUGGCAAAGUUAGAUUAAACUGUGUCACACACUGUUUCUCACGUGGUUGUAGCUUAAACGUUGGUUUUCUCUGAAAAUGCAGCUAUAAAAAAGGAAGUGUAUAGAUAUAGUAAAAUAUGAAAUAUAUAAAUAGGAAGUAUAUACAGUAAGGUGGGUGAGAGGAGGGUCCUGGCUGAACUCACAUCCAUCCUGGACCAGGACUCUGACCCACUGGAGGACUCACUGCUCUGGAGCAGCUUCAGUAACAGACUGAUCCACCCUCACUGUGUGAAGGAGAGAUAUCGUAGGUCCUUCCUACCAGCUGCUAUCAGACUGUAUAAUCAGAAGUGUUAAUGACCUCCUGGUCCAGAAACCCACCCACUGCAUCAGUGGUUACCCAAUAAUCUCCUCUGUACAAUAUUUGUGCAAACUCUGUGCAUUAUUUUAUUAUUUUGCUGACAUGAACUGUUCUGUCGCUGUAUUUUCUAAAUCUGUACUUGCUGUUGUGUGAAGUAAUUUCCCCCACUCUUGGACUAUUGAAGUUGCUUCUUCUUCUUAAAAAUAGAAAACCUAUAUGUGCAGAAGUGUGGAUCUGAAAUUCAAAACAGAUAAUCUAUAAAAACAACCCCUUUUACAUACUGUCAUUUCUAUUUCAGAAAUAUCAAGAAAAGUCAACUGUUCUUCCAAGGUGCCAUCUCUUUUUUCUAGACACGUGAAUGUUAAACAGGCUGAUUUAUUCGGGUUAAAUGCUGCGGCUUAACAAAUCAGACCAGUGGUGAGAAAAAAAGAAAUAAAAACAUUUAUGACAUGCUACAUCUAUGAUUAAUACACGUCCCUCACAGUAAUAAUGCGUGUUGUCUCUGCAACUCAUCUCCCAACAACCCCCCCCCGUAGCGCACGCGCACGCGCACACACGACGUACACACGCUCCACGACACACACAAACAUGGCUGCCUCUAUUCCGCCGCUACGCUCCUCCUUCAGGAUUUGUAGCCCGUUAACGUUACACCACCACUGCUGCCGGGCCAAACUGCGGACGCACAGAAAAUGCGAGAGUCAAAGGAGGCAUCUACACCAGUCGGCGACGAGGCACGCUGCUGUGGUCAUUUCCGGCAAAGAGAUGGCUCGGCAGAUCCACAGAGAGAUCCAACGUGACGUGGAAGAGCUGGUAGCUCAGGGAAACAUGAGACCCCACUUAGGAGUGGUCUUAGUAGGGGACGACCCAGCCAGCCGUACCUACGUUAGGAACAAGACCCGUGCAGCCAGCAUCUUGGGUAUUUCCAGUGACACUGUGAUGCGGCCUGGCUCAGUCUCCCAGGAGGAGCUGUUGGAGCUGAUUGACAAAAUGAAUCGUGACUGGAGGGUCAGUGGCCUCUUGGUGCAGCUGCCACUACCCGAUCACAUCAAUGAGCGAGCAGUGUGUAACGCCAUCGCCCCAGAGAAGGAUGUAGAUGGCUUCCAUAUUGUGAAUAUUGGGAAGCUGUGUCUGGACCAGAGGUCCAUGGUGCCUGCCACACCUGCUGCUGUGUGGGAGAUCAUCAAAAGAGCAGGUAUUGAGACAGUGGGAAAGAAUGUGCUAGUGGCUGGUCGCUCCAAAAACGUUGGAAUGCCCAUUGCAAUGUUGCUGCAUUCUGACCGCAAGCAUGAGCGCCCAGGGGGUGACGCCACAGUGACCAUUACCCACAGAUGUACGCCGAGGGAACAGCUGAAGGAGCUGAUGAGCCUGGCUGACAUCGUUAUCGCCGCUGCAGGUGUUCCCCGGCUCAUCACAGCAGAUAUGGUCAAAGAGGGAGCAGCAGUCAUCGACGUGGGCAUAAAUCGCAUCCGGGACCCGACCACCGGCAAACUCCGGCUGAUCGGUGACGUCGACUUUGAGGGGGUGAAGGAGAAAGCAGGCUUCAUCACGCCGGUCCCCGGAGGCGUGGGUCCGAUGACGGUGGCCAUGCUGAUGAGGAACACUGUGACCGCCGCCAGGAACGCUCUCAUGCAUUGAGCACAAAGCACAGAGUGGUUCACUUCAAAGAGCGCCAGGGCUGAAGUCUCUGUAAGCACAUGAAAACCAUGGGAACCUUUCUGCAUUCGUUUGUCAUGAGAUCUGAUCUGGUCCUCAUCUAUGAUGUGAUCACUCUCUCUGAAUCAUGCCGUAGCACCUCCGUGGAGUCGAGGUCUUGGUCUUCUGUUUUCCUGAAGCCAUACUCUAUUCACAGACCUUUUCUUGCUACUGAACAUGGUUUUAUUUCAACCCUGUUUUUGCCAAAUAGUUUUGUUCUAAAGGUCCAUGAGCUCAUUGAACGUUCCAUACCAGCUGGGAAAGUUACUUGAUUAACACUUUGUUUAUAUUGUGAAUUUGUUCAUGUAUUUAUUCAUUUAUUUAUUGUUUAUUUAUUUAAAAGUUCAUUUUCUAAGAAUUUAGAUCAAUAUUUUUUCUACUGAAGUCAUGUUGGUUCAUUUUUAAAUAUUAAAUAAAAAAACAAUACUGUGCCAAUAAAACAAUUUCUGUAUUUGUUUCUUCUACAUGUUUAAAUAUUCUCUAACAUAUUUUUUCACGUCUUAUCAAGCCCAUCUUUAAACAUUACUCACUGUGAAAAUGUUAUCGGUAUGUCAUUUAUUUUUCUGCUUCAUCGGUUUAUAAAUGUUUAUAAAUGCCAGUUUGUGACAGUGCAUGCACACUGUCACAGUGAAAGUGUGGCCUUGACCUUUGACCUCAAUUAAAUCAGUUUUUCUAUGAGCACAA